AUGGCGUCUCUUCCUCCCCCCAGCAACUUGGAUUUGCAUUUGUAUCUCCUGAAUCAUGUUUUCCUUCCUCCCAGACUCCCAAAGCAGACAGAUUACAACCCUGUGUUUGAAGAUAUCCUGCUCAGCGAGGUCAUUGAAGCUCUCCAUGCAUUUGGCAGUCGUGUCUCGAGGCAAGAUUCGGGCCAUGUGACAACGGUGAUUAAGAUGAUCAAUCGUCUGAAAUCCGUUCUCGGGGAUUGUGGAAAUAUCAAUGCGAAAGAGCUUGUAAAAGCUCUAACAGAAUUGAACACUCCUAGUGACUUGCUUCCGAUUUACGUUCGCGAGCAGAACGCUGCAAUUCUAAUGACUCGACGCGAUCAUGUCGUGGAGAUCGAGUCGUUUGAGUUAUCUGCUCGCAAUGAAACCGUCAUUACCACUCUAGGUCGUCUCCAGCGCAUUUUUCCAGGCCCUACUCUCGCCAUGGACCUCACAACUUUCAACACUCCAGGCUUCCGAGACACUCUAGCACAAACUCUCGCACUAAUGAGCAGCCAGACUGCACCAAAUACCAGACUGAAAGUGAGGAAAGCUGGCCAGGAACAUGAUGAGGACAGGGAUACCACCCAUCCGAAAAUGGUGACUGAUUUCAUGAUGGCGGUCCUGCGUCCUCAGUGUUCCGAAGUCAACGCAUUGCAGAUUCAGAAGAACACACGCGAAGAGGUGAUGUGGUUCAAUAGCCGAUUCCCGUGGCGGCGAUCUGCUCUAUGGCUUCUUCUGCGUGUGAUCCUACAACUCACCUUCCGCAGGUUGUCGGCCCAAGGGACGGACAACAUCUACAAACAUUUUAUGGUUUAUUUCAUGGCCCAUAUCCUUCAUCUAUCUUGCGAGAAAGUAUCGAGCGAGAAUAUUUAUCUCAUGAAUGCAAAGAUUGCUCGCCGGUUGCGCAAGCUCGAUCUCCACGACGAACCUGCGUGGUUCAACCCUGUCCAGAAUAUCUUGCAACGGACAAGCCACAUUAUUCAAGAUAAAUGGCAAGAGAUCAACAAAAGCUGCAAGCGUGAUGCCGAUACAAAUCUCUUGACCGGACUGUCCUUGGAUCAAGACAUCUACUGUAAACCUCCUGGUCUCGAUAAAUACAUUGAGAUGAUCAAACGACGAGGUAGCCAGCAGCCAGUUGUUUCCACGGACUACCAUCCACAAUCAGGACUUGUUAGAUACCGCCCGUCGAGGAUCCCAUCAGUCCUCAAAUUUGAUGACCCUGAAUAUCAAAUUUUCAACCUUGCUUCUUUUGAACACUGGGUUGCUUCAAACCUUGAUGCCUGGGUUGACAGAAUUCAGGAGAAGAAAAAUGCAUGCCCUCUACUUGCUGAUCUGAUAACUCGCUACUACAAUGCCGCUUCCUCACUGUACUCCGGUGAUCCAGAAGCAGUCUCAGUUAUGUUACUCACUCUAUUGGAGUUGUGGAUUGCCUGCGAUAGGUUAGCGGUUGUCGACCUCCAUAUGUUGGAUGAAUACGAUCCGUGCAUCCCUGUCCAUCUUUUCCAGUCUCUGCUGUUACCGUCCAAGUCACAAAUGAUCAGAUUAAACCGGGCUGAACAAUACCUGACCAACCGUCAGCAGAACAGCAGAUACUGCGGGCCUGUCAUUUUCCAAGGCUUUGGUAUAGAAUCGUGCUUCUCAGUCCGAUAUUUCGACCAGUCUGAUCGGCACCAAAGCUUGUACAAGGAUAUCUGCGAUGACGCUUCGGGCAAAAGGCAGCAAAAGAUUUCAGAGCUUUUGGCAAAGAAACAAGAAUACAGUCGUCUCAUGGACUUGGUCAACCAGUCGGAUUGCACUCACGAAGCAGUCAGCACGAAACAGAGUUUUGACAGUGGAAGCUUGAUUCACAGCAAGUCUUGUACCAGGUGUGAUCACGAGCGUCAAGCAAAUCAACUCAAUAUCAAUGUUCAUGAAUGGCCUUUGCCCACUAAUGAACUGCAAGCAAAGUCGGUUGUUUUUGAGCUCAGUUUGCCUCCACCAUUUGGUGUGUGGAGAGACACUACCAUAUUCUUCCUCAUGGUGGUCCUGAAGGUUGAGUAUAUCUCCGACGUGAAGCCUAGAGCGGUGUAUCCCCUUGCAGAGUAUCAAGGGCUCCGGAGUUAUCUAUCUACCAAGGUCAAAGGCCAACGCAUUGGUCUUUUAUCAGAAAUCAAACCUCACGAGGGUACCCACCGACGGAAUAGACUGAUCUCCUCUUCGACCCAAAACGAUGUUUGCCUUCAAAGCGGUCUGCAGUUUCAGUACUUCGAUCAUCAACUCAACUGCUUUGUGGACAGCUUCAACCAUACCCUUGAGGUCGCAAAGUCAUGUACCUAUCAAUUGCCACCCAAGAGCUCAGCGCUUCAGCAAUUCCUGUUCCGACCCGCCGAAGACCCUGAUGGGCCCUCUCCCAAUACAGCCAUUGCAAUCCAAUCCGCUGCGCCCGAUGAUAUGACACUGGAUGAAUGGAGAGCGCUUGCAACGAUGCCACUAGGGGUUGAAAUUCAGUGGCAAAAUGUUCUUUUGGAGCUGUCAACACAGGCAAUUGAUUUGAAGAAGAUUGAGACGGAAGUCUUUCUGAAACAGAUAAUGAACCAGUCCGGUCCCACCCAAAAGGACACAUGGUUGCGAAAGGCGCAUCGCAUUCUCAUGGACGGAGAUUUUGCAAAGAAGUUACUUGUACGGGUCCAGGGGGUGUUUCAGAGGCUGGGGGAGAACUGGGAGACGAUCUAUGGCCUCAGCGGCCUGAUAUUCCUGGUUCAAAGGGUCUCUUCUCUAUCUGAUUCCUCUGAGAUACAAGAAUUGUCUCUUGAGUGUAUGAGAGACCUUCGACAGAUUGCCUGCAACUGGAUUGCUAUUAUCAGAGACCGAGUCAAUCAAACCUUUGAUGACACCGAAAAAACUAAUUUCGUUUCAAAAUGCGUUCAUAUUGCAUUGGUGUGUACGGAAACGUUCAAUAUAGAGAAUUUGGAUGCGAUAUUUGCAACCGCAUCAGAUGUCUCGGUCUUCAUUCAGUGCUGUCUGUUGAUUCAUGAUUGGAAGAACACAUGCACUUCUGAGUCUAACACACCAUUCCCCAUUUUGCAUCACCGAUGGCAGCUCCUGACAUACCGCUGCUACCCGAUGCUAGCAAUCAAAAUCGUCAACCAAGGGGACCAAGGAUUGAAUAUGGCCAUACAAAAGGCUUGGACAGCACACUACAUCACAACAGUUUGGUCAAAAGCGCCAUCUUCAAAUGGCCACUGGCUCAUGUCCCACUCCGCAUCUCAGCCCAACAAGGUUGUGCACUACAAUAUUUUAACUGGCGCAUUGCUUGUCAACGGACACCCACUCGCUCGACUACCCCCAGAUUAUAAGCGCAACAUCACGUACCAGAUUUUGUUCGGAGGGUCUCAGCUUCCAGUGAUGCCCAGCGUUGAACCAGGAAUGCAAUUUUCUUGUCAAGCGCAAUACAUGGGGCAUACUGUGCAUUUGAAAAUGGAAGAUAUCCCUGACACCGAUGCCUCUGAGCUUUUUGUCAAGGUAUCCAAUGAGAAUGGGGCCUGGGAGUUGAUUCCACCGAGGCUUCUUCUCGGUUCAUUUCUUGAAAGCUUUGUCCAAAACUUUGUUCACUGGUACGCCGUCGACAAAGGUUACGUUGAAUUUCGACCAGUUCAUACUCUCUGGCAAUCAUCUAAUGAAAACUGGAGGCUAUCAGAAGAUGAGCUUUCGAAGCUGUGGUCCCUAGGUACACUAGACACGAGGUUACUCAGUACAAAAAGUCAGACUAUCAAAUUGAUGUCUCGCAUCUUUGCACCAGUUGCACACGAACUGCACAUGAAUUGCAGCUGGCAUUUGCCAAGUGGGAUCUUGAGCAUCGAUCUCCCAUUCCUCCGAAUGGAGUUUACUCUGCAGCCCAACUCUUCUUCACUUCAAUGCCGACAAUAUCCGGGUAUGUCAAUCGAUACCAACCAGUCGCUGGGGACUUUGACUGGUUUGGAAAAUAAGUUGCUGCUCAUCAAUCCAACGACUCAAGAUCGGUUGUUAUUAAUCCCCGAGGGUGAUGUGACUUGGGCCCAAAAUGAAAACCACGUGAAAAUACAAGUGUCAUGGAAAGGGGAGACCAAAGUUCAUGUAUACUUGGUUGAUAACAAGUUAGGGAGACUGAUUGACAACGGAGGUCCGCAAAGUAAGCUCUUUUUGAGUUACUUGCAUGCUCUGACUUCGUUCUGUCUUCCAGACCACUUGACUGGAAUGACUGGAACAGAGCAAGCACUCUCCAUACUUCGCUCGGCAUCGCUGAGGUCUUUCGACAACCUUGACCAGGAACAGAAAGAAAUACUGGCAAAGAUUGCAGCACUCACUCCCCAGAGACGAUACUAUCCUCAAGAUACAAAGGUGAUGCAGAAAGUCUACUGGCCAAAUGACCUACCCUGCCUUUCACAGAACAGUGACUUCUAUAAGGAGGUAGCGGAUAUCUUUGACCAAGACCGUCAGAUGGCUCUCUUCCACCCGGAGAUGGAGGCAAUCUAUCCAUCAUUACCAUUUGUCGAAAAGGAGCUCUGGACGCGGGACCGGAUUCGCGCGUCAUCAUUUUGUGUCGCGGGAUUCGGGGCAGAGAACCACACACGCGAUUUUGACAAGAAAUACACAGCCUUGGACUCUCAGCAAUCUUCUGGCACUGGUCAAGUGUACUCAAUCUGCAAAAUGAUGUACGAUGAGCUUCCUUGCAUCCGUAUUAUUGCGGUUCGGGAUUUGGUAGAGGACCUGUGGAGACUCUUUUCGACACUCGAUAUUGUGCAUGGCCCUCAGAUACAAUUCGACAUUUCGGUGAUAAGAUACGAUGCAGAAUGGAUCCUUCGACCAAAUGACUAUCUUCUCAGUCAUUGGUGCUCUAUUCAUCGGAUCAUACACUCGCACAGAUCCGUCGUGAACAAAUUUCAGCUAAUGCUUUGGCUUUCAGCUAUGGCGUUUUCAGAGGACUCCGAGGUGUUCCCUUUGGAGAUGAUUGCAGCUAUUUUCCUCAUUCCUGACAUUGGUUCUAUAUCCCUGCCACUCCGGGAUUCCUUUUGCCCGCGUGAUGGCUGUGGGUUGGAUCGGGGUACCCUAAAAACACAGAUCCAUUCCACCCACCUUAACCAUGUCCCAGAAUCGAGUCUUAAGGCCAAAAAAAACGAGGAUCAUUCAAUCUUCAAAGGCCGAAGAAGGUCUCUGAUAAGAGAAAAUCGAGGCAAAGCCAUGGACAGGAUGAUGCGCCAUUUCGAGACCCAGUGGCCAACUCGGUCACCGUCAGUCCCCAACUUCAACGACCAUCCGAGAUGCAGUGACUAUUUCAACACAAUGAAAGCCACGCUUCUUGUACAGAAAGAAUUUGUUAGUUGGUCCAACAAUAGAGAACUUCGAGGCUAUCUCACGAACCUCGUUACUCGAGUGAAGUCCCAAACGGUUUGUACUUUCGCAAUGCCUUCCUACUCCGCUCAGCUCCCUGCAAACACCACAAGACAAAAACGGGGAUUUGUCACUUUGGAUGAUUUGCUUGGUGAAGUACCUAUGUGUGAUUUAAAAAGGCCACAGUUGUGCAAAUUGUUUACAACAUCCCAGAUGAAAAACCACUGUGAACUUCUUUCAAACUUCAUAGUGUCCCUGGAACUGCAGGCAAAAUCUCGGUUUGAGAAGGUCUACGUGGCAGAGCUGCGCAGCAGCGCGAUUUCACUUCAAGAAUUGAAUAUGGAAGCACACUUUGUUGUCGACGCCAGCGAAAUGAAAAAGGAAAUUAUUGGCUACCUCCGGGAGUGCCAAUUGUAUCACGAGAGAGUUUACGCCGCCAUAAUGUCUAGGAUACCCUCUUACAAUGCUUUCACUGGCUUCUCUAAAUCAUCAAAGCCUAUUGUUGACAAGGUUCUAGAGACGCUAGCUUGCGUGAAUCAAUUCCCAAGGCUCUCGCCAAUGAUUCUUCUUCGCCAAUUAUCGCGAUAUCAGUGGUCCCACCUGCCAAUUGGCUGGAGAGACUGGUUGUCUUCAUAUGGUCGUUCAAUAACCGAUUUGCAACGAGCAAAGCGGCUCGCAAGCCUUGUCGGCAAAGACGAGGAUCUUUUGAGGGAACUUCAGAAUCCAGGUCAUGGAAACUGGGAGCCGAUCAAUCACCCAGAGUCUCUGCUUCUGGAGAUCGAAAAUGGUAUCACAAUUCGAGAUGUCCAAGAAGAGAUAGCGAGGAAGAUAAGGGACAUCAAACCGGGAGAGAAUGCCGUUAUGCAAUUAAACAUGGGCGAGGGCAAAUCUUCUGUGAUUGUGCCUAUGGUCGUCGCAGCGCUUGCAAAUACACCACGCCUGGUCCGUGUACUUGUGGCAAAGCCGCAAUCCCGACAAAUGAUUCAGGUCCUGGUCUCCAAGCUAGGUGGAUUAUUGAGUCGUCGUGUGUAUUAUAUGCCUAUAUCGCGCUCUCUCAAACUUGGGGCGGUGGAAGCCGAUCAAAUUCUGAGAAUGUGUCAGGAGUGCAUGUUGCAUGGCGGAGUUCUACUUAUUCAACCUGAUCACAUACUCUCUUUAAAGCUAAUGUGCAUUGAGAGCUUUAUUGUUGGGAGAAGUGAGGCCGACCAAUCCCUCUUGAAGUGCUUGAACUUCUUCCACGAAUACUCGCGCGAUAUCGUUGAUGAAAGCGAUGAGAAUUUUAGUGUGAAGUUUGAACAGAUCUACACAAUGGGAACUCAAAGUCCCGUUGAGUUCAGCCCCCAAAGGUGGAUCCUGAUCCAACAAGUGCUAGGAGUCCUGCAAAAGUACGCACCUAGUGUCAAGGAAGAAUAUCCUCACUCCAUUGAGUUGGAUACGCAGCAAUCAGGUGGAGUCCCUAGAAUACGUUUGCUUCGUGGCGAUGCGGAAGAAGCGCUGUUCGACCGAGUUGCGACUCAUAUCUGCAACAACGGAAUCGACUCUCUCCCAAUCUCCAGACAGCCUAAACAAGUCCAAAAGGCUGUGUUAAAAUAUCUGACAAAGCAGAAUCUGACACCAGAUGAGAUUGCUGCAGUUGAGAAUCCUAGCGAAGGCGGUUUCUGGACAGAGAGCACCAUCAAUCCACUUCUUUUGUUGCGUGGCCUGCUAGCCGGAGGUGUUUUGAGUUUUUGCUUCUCAAAACGCUGGCGCGUGAACUAUGGACCGCAUCGGAGCAGAUCGCCCACCACGAAGCUUUGCGUCCCUUAUAGGGCUAAGGACAACCCUUCUCCCAGGUCUGAAUUCAGCCAUCCCGAUGUCAUUAUUGUUCUGACGUCGCUCCAUUAUUACUACGCCGGGUUAGAGGAUGAUGAUCUUGUUCUAGCUUUCGGGCAUCUCUUCGAGUCAGAUAAUGCCGCCGCAGAAUAUCAAGCAUGGGUCCAAAAUGCACCAGCGCUUUCCCUUUCUUGUCGCCAAUUGGUCGGGGUCAAUCUGGAAGACCGACCAAAUUGCACAGAGAAUAUAUUCCCUGCUCUUCGUUCCUCUAAGGGCGCAGUCGAUUAUUUUCUCUCUCGCCUUGUUUUCCCUCGCGAGAUGAAAGCGUUUCCGCACAAAUUGUCAGCCUCUGGGUGGGAUAUCGGAGAGCUCAAGAAGCACGCCACUGUUGGAUUUAGUGGGACGAACGAUGGCAAGAAAACUCUACCACUAAACGUUCGGCAGCUGGUGCAAAGCGCACAGAAUCAUACCAAUGCGUUGGUUUUAACUCACCUGCUCCAGGCAGAGAAUUCUGUGACUUUCGAACCGGAGCAAGCAAAGCCUAGAACCUCAAAUGCAGUGCUUCUCCUGGAAUUGGUUUCUUGCUUAGACCCACCAGCCCAGGUAAUCAUUGACGUUGGUGCCCAGAUCUUAGAGCUGAGCAAUUUGGAAGUGGCAAAGCACUGGCUGCGAACUUUGCCUAGGGAUGGACCCGUCAAAGCCAUUGUCUUCGUGGACGACAACGACGAGAUUUGCGUCCUUGACCAAAAGGGAGUUGAGCUACUGAACAAUUCACCUUAUGCACGGCAAAUGGAGGCGUGUCAUGUCUUCCUGGAUGAGGCACACACGCGAGGAAUUGACCUCAAGCUCCCGCCUGCAUAUCGUGCAGUAGUUACGUUGGGGCCCGGAGUGACAAAGGACAAGCUUGUACAAGCUUGCAUGAGGAUGCGCAAACUCGGGAAAGGACAGUCCGUGGUAUUCUACCUCCCAAACGACAUCCAGUUCAAGAUACUGGAACUGAAUGGGAGGCAGAACAAGUCAACCAUCACGGUCUCCGAUGUCCUCUGUUGGGCGAUAUCUGAAACUUGGGCAGAACUCCGUCACAGCAUGCCUAUUUGGGCGGUGCAAGGCAAACGAUUUGAACGACAACGAGAAAUGUGGGACCGUAUCUCCACGGAUCAUUCCCUCGGGCUAUCCGGAAGUCAGGCUGAAAACUUUCUUGAAACAGAGUGUCAGAGUCUUCAAGACCGCUACCGACCUGGCUGUGCAGAAAGUUCAGAUUUGGGUUCUGCGCGUAAUGAGACCCAAAUCUCACAGCUGAUUUCCGACCGACGCGCUGAAUUCGACGCCCUCAAAUUCGAUUCUUCCGCCCUUCAAGAAGAGCAAGAGCGUGAGCUUGCUCCGGAAAUCGAAUUUGAGCGGGAAGUGCAGAGGCCCCCGAUGAUGACGCCAAAUGUGCAUCAGCUCCAUGAGGACCUGGUGUCUUUUGUACGCACUGGAGUGCUUCAAAGGCCCUCCAUUGCUGUCAAGUCGGCAUUCCACUCGUUUUUCACGACAACAUCAAUCGCGUCUUGCAUAGAUUGGUCUAGCUUACCAACCCGCCUGCUUGUGACGGCAGACUUUGCCAAGACUGUUCUGACCCCAGUUUCUCAGCCGUCUGACCUUGCUGCAUUCCAAAAGCCAGUCCGGUGGAUUCUGACGAGCUCCCUCCCCUCUUCCUCCUCUUCCUUGGGCAACAUAAGGACUGCCACGCUGAUGAUAAUCAUCAGUCCUUAUGAAGCCCGCUGCCUUCUUCCGGCCAUUCGACAAUCAACAGUGGUGACCCUGCACCAAUAUGCACCGAGGCAGAGCUUUGCGUUCGAUUCGCUCGACAAGCUCUCCCUGCACAACAUUCCGGAGAGAACAGGUGCUAUUGAGAUUCCCGAUGGACUCCGGAUAGAGCUGAACCUUUUCGCUGGGCAGCUCUAUCUUGAGUCGUAUUCGGAGUAUCAACGACUCUGUGCUUUUCUCGGGUUGGCAUCGGUUGCAGCGCAUGAGGAACUGCGUGUUGAUGUCGAUGGCUUCAUCAGAAACGGACAAAAGUCUUCUUCGGCGUUCCGCCAGAGCCCGGUGAAAUUUCUCCGGGUUCUAAUGUCGCAGGUCCGCAAAGACGGACAGGGCAUCGAUAAGUCCCACAUUGGGCAAAUUUUGAACGGUGUCCUGUUGUCCCCGUCCGACUUUGCGGAUCCGACAUAA
Messenger RNA from Penicillium vulpinum, 9390 nucleotides. RefSeq lists its product as uncharacterized. The coding region runs from base 1 to 9390 and encodes 3129 amino acids. The record is from RefSeq and is a predicted model, not a curated record. Lineage: Eukaryota; Fungi; Ascomycota; Eurotiomycetes; Eurotiales; Aspergillaceae. The transcript is spliced from 2 exons.